Hibiscus syriacus is the source of this 1945-nucleotide messenger RNA. RefSeq lists its product as uncharacterized. The transcript has 9 exons. The record is from RefSeq and is a predicted model, not a curated record. NCBI's taxonomy places the organism in Eukaryota, Viridiplantae, Streptophyta, Magnoliopsida, Malvales, Malvaceae. Bases 61 to 1620 code for a protein of 519 amino acids.
CAAUACUCAUCGUCAAUGCAAUAAUAUUUCUAUAUUCCGAUUUCUGCAAAAAAUUCGUGGAUGAUUGAUAUCUCAAGAAGAAUUUCCAGGUUCAUUCUAAUGAGGGAAGCUGAAAGGUGCAGAAAUGGAGACUCGAUGGCAGGGUCGGUGCAACCUUCUUUUCAGGCUGAAAAUGAUGGUCUGGGAAAUGAUGGGGUUAUAUCUCAAUUAUUUACCUCUUUACCAGCUUUAAAUGAAGCUGCUGGUUAUCUUGCACAAACCACUAAUUACUUAGCUGGUUGUUUUUAUAGUUAUUCCGAGGAACCUGCUUUUAGAGAUUCGAGGGAUUCCAUUGUACGUUUGCAAUUAGCAACAUCAUCUUCUGGGCAAACUGAGAAUCCUGUGAUUAGUGAUCAUCAAUUUUCAAGUGGGAGUAGCUCAGCAUUGUCUACAUCCUCUUGUCAUGCAACUACCAUGUCUGCCAAUCAUCAUGCUACAGAGACCUCUGCUGGAGAUUCAUCUGAAAUUAAUGGUGCAAUUGUACAAUCAAAUGAUACCAGACAAAGUGGGAUUUCCAUUUUUCAAGGGCUUAUUGAAAGAGUAAGUUGUACUGUUCGUGGGUCUGCAAAUGAUAUAGGAUGGCUGAAACGUGAUCCAGAGAUGCCAUCAGUUGAAGAUGGAACUGGGAGGUUUACAGAAAUUCUUGAAGAUAUUAGGCAUGGUCUGCACAAACUGCCAAACUCGAUGGUUUAUUUAUUGGUUCCAGGUCUUUUCAGCAACCAUGGGCCUCUUUAUUUUGUCAGUACAAAAACAAGUUUCUCAAAGAUGGGUCUUACUUGUCAUAUUGCCAAGAUUCACAGUGAGGCUUCAGUUGAGAAAAAUGCUGGAGAGAUAAAAGAUUACAUUGAGGAAAUUUAUUGGGGUUCUGGGAAACGUGUUUUGCUUCUUGGACAUAGCAAGGGGGGAGUUGAUGCAGCGGCUGCUCUAUCUAUGUAUUGGCCUGAUUUGAAAGAUAAGGUUGCUGGGUUGGCAUUAGCACAGAGUCCGUAUGGUGGGAGUCCUAUAGCUUCAGAUAUCCUAAGAGAAGGACAGCUUGGUGAUUAUGUUAAUCUACGGAAGCUUAUGGAGAUUCUAAUUUGUAAAGUGCUUAAGGGUGACAUACAAUCUAUGGAAGACUUGACUUACAAGAAGAGGAAAGAAUUUUUAAAGAAACACCAUUUACCAACGGAGCUUCCAGUUGUGUCUUUCCAUACUGAAGCUAGCAUCAGUCCUGCAGUACUGGCAACAUUAUCUCACGUUGCUCAUGCUGAGCUACCUAUGGUGGCUCCUCUGUCCACUGGCCAGCCUAAGAGACUGCCCGUGGUCAUGCCCCUUGGAGCUGCAAUGGCUGCAUGUGCCCAGUUGUUGCAGGUCAGGUAUAAGGAACAAAGUGACGGGCUUGUGGCACGUUGUGAUGCAGAAGUCCCAGGAUCUGUCGUGGUGCGCCCAACACGGAAGUUAGACCAUGCCUGGAUGGUUUAUUCAUCCUUGAAGGAUGACCCUUCUGACGCAGAUGCAGCCCAAGUGUGUGAAGCUCUUUUGACAUUGCUUGUGGAAGUUGGGAAGGGAAAAGGAGAUGAACACUCGAUGAAAGAUGAAUGACUUAAAGCAGUUCAUCUCGUUGCCACGCCCGGUUGUAACAGGUUAACUAACUCAUCAAUAUAGGUUUUCAGUAUUGUUUUUCCGUGCGAUGUCAGUAUUUCAAUCGAAGUCUAACAUUUUUAGACUUCGAUGGUGUAUAUAGCUGAAAGUUAGCCAGAUCCAAAUGCAUGAUAAUGAUCAAAGAGUACGAGAGGAGUUGAUUUUAUAUAUAGCUCAGCUUCCCCAAUUCUCGAGAAGUCGGUUUUUUAAGUAACCACAAUUGCACUUCCGUUUGGUGUAUAGAUGAAACGGAACUCACCAUGCAUGUAAGACCAAAUAAAUAUAA